Molecule: messenger RNA, 2072 nt
Organism: Parus major (Great Tit)
Lineage: Eukaryota; Metazoa; Chordata; Aves; Passeriformes; Paridae
Gene: PARP9
Product: poly(ADP-ribose) polymerase family member 9
Exons: 8
Coding region: 106-1866 (586 amino acids)
Biological process (GO): positive regulation of type II interferon-mediated signaling pathway; negative regulation of gene expression
Cellular component (GO): cytoplasm; nucleus
Molecular function (GO): ubiquitin-like protein ligase binding; transcription corepressor activity
Source: RefSeq, a predicted model, not a curated record
UUUCGCUUUCGCUUCCCGCUCCGCCGCCCGCUUUCGUUUCGUUCCCCGCUCCACCCGCGGCUCCCGCUUCAGCUCCGAGCGCUGAGGAUCCGCCCCGCCCGGCUCAUGGGGGUCGUUCAGAGUUACGUUUCAGGUUUCUUCAGAGGGAAGCCCGCUUUAGGGUCUAGCAUGGUAAUGGAUGAGUUCAAUUCGAUGAUCCCCAUCAGUAAAGAUGCCUAUGAAGCUCUUAAGAGAAGAGAGAGCUGUCUAAAUAUUCUCAUUUCCAAAAAGUUUGCUUGUACGUUGGCCUUCAGAAAAGGACCAAAAUGCACUGUUGAAGUAUACAGGAAAAAAGUAAAGUCAGGCAUUGACAUUUGUGUUUAUAAGGAUGAUCUCACAAGACACAAGGUUGAUGCUGUGGUGAAUGCAGCCAAUGAGUAUCUUCGACAUGGAGGAGGUCUUGCUCUUUCCCUUGUAAAAACUGGAGGGCCAGAAAUACAAGAGCAAAGCAAUCUUUAUAUUCAAAGGUAUGGAAGAGUCCAAGUUGGCAGCAUAGCAGUGACAGGUGCAGGGAUGCUUCCUUGUAAGGAAGUUAUUCAUGCAGUUGGUCCAAGGUGGAAUCCUCGUGAAAAAGAAAGAUGUUGUUACCUACUUAAGGAAGCUAUUUUGAAUGUUCUGCAUUAUGUUAGUGCUCCAGGAAAAGCUUUACAGUCUGUGGCUAUCCCAGCAGUGAGUUCAGGUGUCUAUGCCUUCCCAGUUGAUUUGUGUUCUCAAGUGAUAGUAAUGGCUGUAAAGGAAUUUGUUGAGGCAAGUUCACCAAGUUGUCUCAGGGAGAUCCGCCUGGUGAACAUUGAUGAGUCCACAGUUGCAGAAAUAAAGAAGGCCUGUGAAAAGUUUCUGGGUGAUACCAAUUCACUUGAAGACGCUGUGUCAGCUUCACCAAGCCAGUUUCCAACUCACCUCAAACAUGGAAACAUUCGCAUGCGCAUCAUAAAACAACACCCUAAAAAUCUGAAGAAUACAGCUAUUGUUAAUCCCCUGAAUGCAAGGGGUGAGCCUUUCUCUCAAUCUUCAAGACAACUGCUGGAAAAAGAGAGUCCAGCUUUUUGGAAGGAACUUCAGUAUCAUUUUAGACAUCCAACACGUUCUAAGGAGCCCAGAGUAACCAGAAGGCACGAGCUGCCCUCUACAUUUGUACUGCACAUGGCAUUGCAGUGCCAGCAUCCGGUGUUACAGUGUGAGGAAUUGGAGGAUGCAGUGAAAAGAUGCCUGGAUCACUUUCAGGACAUCUCCUCUCCCUCAAUUUCUUUUCCAGUAAAUUGGUCACCAACACUGCCUGUUGACAUAGUGGCAGAGACCAUGAUUGAAGCAGUUUUAAAUUUUUCCAAAGCAUAUCCUAUGAAGAAGAGAGAAGUGCAGAUUGUCAUUUGCCCAGAUGACCCUGAUGCCUAUGAGGUUGUCCUGAGAAAAUUUUAUUCAGCAAAAUGCAAACUGGAAAACAGAAGUGAUCCUUUGAGUACAGAGUCAGGCAGUCAGACUGCAAGCAGUGAACCCAUGAUUGAACUUAGAGGGAGCACACCCACAGCACUGGAAGCAGCAGAAUCCUGGCUCCAAAAUGUAAUGCAAAUUCAGGAAAGUCACUAUGCUGUUAUUGAAAACAACUACAUUUUUUGCCUUGGUAAAGAGGAAUUUGCAGAACUCUCUCAAGUGCAGCCUUCUAGUGUGUGUGUAUCAGAAGAAGUGAGAGAUGGACAAGCAAGACUGACAUUUCAGGGCCCUCCUGAUGUUUUGAUUGAUACAGUGCUUGCAACUGAAGAAUUACUGCUUCGUGUGCAAGAGAAGACUAUAGCUGAACAAGAGAAACUGCUCUACUUAAUGUGUAUGUAAAGUAAAUGGUGCCUAAACACUAAUUAAGUAAAUAAGUGCCUAAACAAAAUCAAGUAUGAAGCAACAUCUAUCUCUGUAUUGCUGAGGGUGGACAGGCCAACCAGAAGCAGACCAGCUUUCAGAAGAAGACUUUCACAAGACAAGUACCACUGACUACAUCCAGAUUUCACCAGUAGAAUGUCACCUCCCGGAGUUUAAAGACAGAC